CAGGUGCGGGAUCAAACUCUGGACUGGAUCACCAGGAAACUGAGGAUAACAUAGCCACUCCAAACUCCAGCGCAAAAGCAAGCCAAGAUUGCGUAACUGCGAAAAGUGAAAGCAAAGGCAAAAACAUGUUUUAUGCGGUCAUCUGGAUUUUUUGCGCCACUCUUUUGGCCAUCUUGUUUGGAGGAGUGCGAAAACCGAGGCGUUUUCCGCCAGGACCUCGUUGGUAUCCGAUAGUAGGAAGUGCCCUCCAGGUUUCCCAGCUACGAUGUCGUCUGGGGAUGUUUUGCAAAGUGAUCGAUGUAUUCGCCAAGCAAUACGUGAACCCCUAUGGCUUCUUCGGCCUAAAGAUUGGCAAAGAUAAGGUGGUAAUAGCUUAUACGAACGACGCGAUAAGCGAAAUGAUGACAAAUGAGGACAUUGAUGGCCGACCAGAUGGCAUAUUUUAUCGCCUGAGGACCUUCAAUUCCCGGUUGGGAGUGCUUUUGACCGAUGGCGAAAUGUGGGUGGAGCAGCGUAGGUUUAUCCUGAGACACUUGAAGAAUUUCGGAUUUGCCCGAAGUGGCAUGAUGGAUAUUGUCCACAAUGAGGCCACCUGUUUGCUGCAGGACCUAAAGGAUCAAGUGGCGAAGUCUGGAGGCAAGCAGGCGCGAAUUGAAAUGCACGAUCUGACGAGUGUUUAUGUCUUAAAUACCCUCUGGUGCAUGCUGAGUGGUAGGAGAUAUGAGCCCGGCUCUCCGGAGAUCACGGAGCUACUGGAGACCUUUUUUGAGCUCUUCAAGAACAUCGACAUGGUGGGUGCUCUCUUCAGUCACUUUCCGCUUCUUCGAUUCAUAGCUCCGGACUACUCUGGAUACAAUGGAUUUGUGGAAAGUCAUCGUUCCUUGUAUUCCUUCAUGAGCAAGGAGAUCGAGCUGCAUCGCUUGACCUACAAGAACUACGAUGAGCCCAGAGAUCUGAUGGACUCGUAUCUCCGUGCCCAGGAGGAGGGAAAUGAUGAUAAGGGAAUGUUCAGUGAUGAAAGCCUGCUGGCCAUUUGCUUGGAUAUGUUUUUGGCUGGAUCGGAGACGACCAACAAGAGUCUGGGUUUCUGUUUCAUGCACUUGGUGCUGCAGCCGGAAAUCCAGGAGCGGGCCUUCCAGGAAAUUAAGGAUGUGGUGGGCCUGGAGCGCAUACCCGAGUGGUCUAGGGAUCGCUCCAAGCUGCCAUAUUGCGAGGCCAUCACAUUGGAAGCGGUCAGGAUGUUUAUGGUGCACACUUUUGGCAUACCGCAUCGAGCAGUCUGCGAUACCCGAUUGUCGGGCUAUGAAAUUCCAAAGGACACAAUGGUAGUGGCUUGUUUCAGGGGAAUGCUGAUGAACCCAGUGGACUUUCCCGAUCCGGAGGCAUUUGAUCCCGAGAGAUUUCUCUUCGAAGGUCAUUUAAAGCUACCCGAAGCCUUCAAUCCCUUUGGAUUCGGUCGUCAUCGCUGCAUGGGCGAUUUGUUGGGGAGGCAGAAUCUGUUUAUGUUCACAACCACAGUGCUGCAGAACUUUAAAAUGGUGGCCAUUCCUGGCCAGGUGCCGGAGGAGAUUCCGCUCGAAGGAGCCACCGCUGCCGUAAAGCCAUACGACAUCAUGUUGGUAACUAGGGAGCAAUAAUAGGGUUACAAUAUUUUUCCUUGUACGUUUCAAUUUGAUUUAUACUUACCUCGUCAUGGAUUAAGGUGUACGAAGACAAGAAUAUAUAUAUGCUUUCCGUUUGGAUUAAAAUAAAAUAUAU
Messenger RNA from Drosophila subpulchrella, 1758 nucleotides. RefSeq names its product probable cytochrome P450 303a1 (gene Cyp303a1). The record is from RefSeq and is a predicted model, not a curated record. Gene Ontology annotation, molecular function: heme binding; monooxygenase activity; iron ion binding. The transcript has a single exon. NCBI's taxonomy places the organism in Eukaryota, Metazoa, Arthropoda, Insecta, Diptera, Drosophilidae. Bases 126 to 1637 code for a protein of 503 amino acids.